Molecule: messenger RNA, 2347 nt
Organism: Mytilus trossulus (common blue mussel)
Lineage: Eukaryota; Metazoa; Mollusca; Bivalvia; Mytilida; Mytilidae
Exons: 4
Coding region: 154-1824 (556 amino acids)
Molecular function (GO): calcium ion binding
Source: RefSeq, a predicted model, not a curated record
AGUCGGAUUUGAAGCGAAUCGUAUUAUUGUACGUGCACUUUUAAAGCAACACCUAAAUACUAAAUGGAAGUACUAACGAUAAUCAAAUAACGAUUACCUGUGAAAGAGAAAGGACAACUUUAUUUUAGCGUCGCAUCAAUUGAGUGAUAUACGAUGGGAAGCCGACCUGCCAGUAGAUUUGUAAAUAGCUAUGAAAAGGAUGCGGAAGAAGUCCGCGAUAGAUAUCAGGUUUUAAGAGAUCUUGAUGUUUUUAUUUUAGAUAAUUCGAUUCGUGAAAGUACAGUUGGGCAGCUGAAAGGUCAUACAUUAGAGAGUAAAUGGGAAAUUUACAAUGAGGUCAAGAAAUGUGGCUUCGAAAAUAUAAUCGUGGCGUCUUUUUCCCACAUGACACGUGUAGAUGAUAUUUUUAUCACAGAGCUGGUUGAAAAGGGCGAGGACAGAAAUGGACUGUUUGCUUUCUCUGAAGUAACAGAUAUUGUCAAGAAUAUGAUACCGAAUACUGAAAUAGUACCAGUUGGCCUUCGAAAACUCAAAGAUGUCGGUCUAUGGAAUGUCAUCCUUGAAGUAGACCUUGGUGAUACAACAUAUAAUUUCCUUGAAUUUUCAGUCGAAAAGAUGGCGCAACUAAUAAAAAAGUGGCUUGUUUGGAUCCACGAAAAUCUUCAUAAGCAGGCAAAGGUAUUCGUUAAUUUCCGGGAUUUACCGGAAGUCAUGCCAUUUAAUUCGGAAAGAAUUUUCUACAUCAUAGAUUAUUUGGCAAGGCUACCCAGCCACCUGAAGCUGUUUGGUUUAUUAUUUGAAGAACAAAAAGGUACCAGUCUUCCCGAUGAAUUUGGUCUCAUGACAAAAUAUGUUCGCAAAAAGAUGAAUGCUAACAACUGGAAUGGACAUCUCUUAAUCCACGUGCAUGAAAAAUUUGGAUUUUCCGAUUAUACUGCACUUGAGGCCUUACUGAAUGGUGCUAAUGGUAUUUGGGCAAGCGUUUGUCUGGAAGGAGCCGCUAUGGGAAAUGCGUCAUCUUGUGUUACAUUACUAAAUCUAAUUCGACUUGGAAACAAGAACCUUUUAAAGAGAUACACGUGCACGUACCUUAGAAAAGCAGCCAUUAAUAUAACAAAAAUUACAACAGGGGAGGAUCCUCACAGUAAACAACCAAUUUAUGGAGAGCGAGCACUUGAUCUUGUACUUGGCUUGGAUAAGGAGGAGUUUGACUUAUCUGAGUUCUUUGGUGAAAAAGCCCCAGUGAGAAUAUCGUCUGUUGCCUCACCAGAGAUGAUCCGUACCCGGCUUGUACAGAUAUUUGGCGAAGAUGAAAAGUUUACCCUUGAACUGGCUUACAAAAUGAAAGAAGUCAUCCUCGACGAUUUAAAGAAAAGCAGAAAGGAGGAAUACAUGAGUACAGUUGGACUGGCUAUGUUAUUUGAUCGUGCAGGAGGAGCUAUCACUGUUACCAUGAGAGACGCCAUAAGCAAAGAAGAAGUAGUCAGACCGCAUGCGCAAAACAUGAUAGCAAAAAUACGUAGAAGAUGGGACGAAUGGGAUCUGAAAGACGACGUUCAAGGUGAUGAUAUGUUGGAGUACGACUCGUUUUACAAUGGAUUCAUGGCGCCUUACUUUUCAUGUUACAGAUGCUCAGAAACUAAAAAGGCAUUGCAGGCAAUCGAUAUGGACACAGACGGGCAAGUUGACUGGGAUGAGUUUUUAGUGUACAUCAAAUGGGCUAUACACGAGUACCCAGAUGUUCAAAAUGCAGAUGAACUUUUGGAUAUAGCUUUUCGGAAAGGAUUAAUACCUGCCAUGCAGGAUGAGCUUUUGAAAAACUGAUAUGCAUGAUUAUGCAUGAUUAUCAUAUCUGAUAAAGCAACUUGAUAAUGUUUCAUGUAACUUUCAUUUAGUACUUUCAUUGUCAAUCUUAUAAAACAACUUAUUUUGUGACUUUUGAAAAGUAACGCUAAAUUAAGCGUCGUAUAUAUUCUAAAAUAAAAUCUUCAACAACUUGAAUCCUCCGAAAAAAGUAAGAAAAGUUGGCAAGAAAGGGAUAUACGCUACAAUAAGUUGCGUUUCAAUAAAUGUGAAUGUAAAAGUCUGUAUAAAUCUUUGAAAUACUACAAAAAUUUUGAAUUGCAAGACAAAAUUACAAAAAGAAGCAUUCAAUUCUGAUACUUAAAUUUCUAUGGUACAACCAUAGAAUACAAUUAGAAAUAUUUUUUAAAAGCAUUUUCAUAUAAAAAAGAAGAUAUGAAUUUAUUGCCAAUGAGACAACCCUCCACAAGAGACCAAUUGACACAGAAAUAAAUCACUCUAGGUCACCAUACGAUGUAUAACAAUGAGCAAAGCACAUUCUGCA